AAAUAAAUAAAUAAAUAUAAAAAAAGAGCAAACCCUCCCUCGCCGGCGCGAUCAUCGUUCACCAUGGCCGCCGCCGCCGCCUCCGCCGCCGCGCAGCUCCGUGCUUCCCUUCUCCCAAACCCUAGCGAUCCUCCCCGUUCCCCCACCCGCUUCCCUCGUCUCUCCUCCCUCCACCUACCCAGAUCCGCCACCCUCCAUCCCCGCCUCCUCGCCGGAUCCCCCUCUCUCCCGCCGUAUGGCCCUCGUGGUCCGCGCGGCACUGGAGGAGGCGGCGGCGGUGGCUCCUCGGACUCCAACGACGAUGAUCAUCAGCACGACAGGAAACCCUCGCGAUCCGAUCCAUUGAGUCUUUUCAUUGAAGGAUGGAGAUCCCGCGUAGCCGCCGACCCGCAGUUCCCUUUCAAGGUCCUCAUGGAGGAGCUUGUCGGUGUGAGCGCCAACGUGAUUGGCGACAUGGCGACUCGCCCUAACUUUGGCCUCAACGAACUCGACUUCGUCUUCUCCACCCUUGUCGUUGGCUCCAUCGUCAACUUCGUGCUGAUGUAUCUCCUGGCGCCCACUGCCGCUGCCGCCGGUGCUGUGUCGUCGUCGCUCCCUCCUUUCGUGUUUGCUGCCGGACAGUACUCUGCAGGGGCUCGGGUGGCGGCUCUUUUCUCGAAGGGUUUAGCGUUUGCGGCUGUUGGAUUCGCUGCUGGAUUGGCUGGGACGGCGAUCUCGAAUGGGCUUGUCUCGCUGAGAAAGAGGAUGGAUCCAGGGUUUGAGACUAACAACAAGCCACCGCCGACGGUGCUGAAUGCGCUGACUUGGGCAGCGCAUAUGGGGGUGAGUGCGAACGUGAGGUACCAGACGGUGAAUGGAUUGGAGUUCUUGAUGGCCAGAGUGCUGCCGCCGGCGGGGUUCAAAGCGACGGUGGUGGUGCUGAGGUGCUUGAACAAUUUGCUGGGAGGAAUGACAUUUGUUAUGCUGGCGAGGUUGACUGGAUCGCAGAAGGUGGAGGAGGAGGAGAAGGGGGAGAAGGAGAGGUUGAUCCUGGUGAGCAGAGAGGAAGAAGAUGGAAAUGGAGAUGGGAGGAGUGCAGCAGAAGAGUGAGCUUCAUUGCAAUGUAAGCUGUUAACUACUCUGCUUUACUGUUGUUGUUAGGAAGCAAACUUAGAACUCUCUGGCUUUAGUUAUUGUGGGGAAUGCCGAGUUUAGCCAGUACUCAUCGACUGUUUUAUUUGAAUAAUCAUGAGUUUGCUGGAAUUUUCAUCUUCUUUUUAUGGUUUUGAUAUCUAAAAAACUUGGUUUUUUUUUACUGGUCUUGUUCAUGCUUUGCCAUCAAAUGUAGAAUUCUGACAUUGAUCAAUGUGAGAUUGUAGAGUUUGAAUUGAACUGUUGAGUUGAACUGUCAGGUGGUUUAUAUGAAUAAUCAGACUAUGACUGGCUUGUUUU
This is a messenger RNA of Dioscorea cayenensis subsp. rotundata (Guinea yam), 1431 nucleotides long. Its product is annotated as protein RETICULATA-RELATED 3, chloroplastic-like. The record is from RefSeq and is a predicted model, not a curated record. Lineage: Eukaryota; Viridiplantae; Streptophyta; Magnoliopsida; Dioscoreales; Dioscoreaceae. Bases 64 to 1089 code for a protein of 341 amino acids. The transcript has a single exon.